Molecule: messenger RNA, 2348 nt
Organism: Centrocercus urophasianus (Greater sage-grouse)
Lineage: Eukaryota; Metazoa; Chordata; Aves; Galliformes; Phasianidae
Gene: RFT1
Product: RFT1 homolog
Exons: 10
Biological process (GO): glycolipid translocation; dolichol-linked oligosaccharide biosynthetic process
Cellular component (GO): endoplasmic reticulum membrane
Source: RefSeq, a predicted model, not a curated record
AGUCCCUCUUGGUGUUUUUUGGUCUGUUUCCUUGGGCUUCGUCUGGCUGCACUUCCUUGAAGUUCCUGAUCCGUCGGCGGUUCCUCAUUAUGGGGCUGCUGUUGUGGCGUUUGGCCUUUCUGCGGUUGUUGAGCUUCUAGGAGAACCGUUCUGGGUUUUAGCCCAGGCUCACUUGUUUGUAAGACUUAAGGUAAUUGCUGAAAGCCUUUCCGUAGUGUCAAAAUGCAUUCUGACGGUUGUUCUAGUCAUCCUUUAUCCACAGUGGGGCCUCUACAUUUUUUCCUUGGCUCAGCUUUUAUACACCAGUGUUCUGGUAAUGUGCUACGUGGUUUAUUUUGCCAAGUUCUUGGGAUCUCCUGAAGCAGCAAAGAAGUCCUUUCCAAUCCCAACAAUGAAAGCUUUGUUACCGAACUUGAUGGAAGCUCAGCCUUUCCUUAACUGGAAGGAGGCGCGGCUGACUUGGAGCUUCUUCAAGCAAUCCUUCCUGAAGCAGAUUUUGACAGAGGGUGAGCGAUACGUGAUGACUUUUCUGAACGUGAUCGAUUUUGGCGAUCAGGGUGUGUAUGAUACCGUGAACAAUCUGGGUUCGCUGGUGGCCAGGUUCAUCUUUUUGCCUAUUGAAGAGAGCUUUUAUGUCUUUUUCGCUCAAGUGUUGGAAAGAGGGAAGAACGUAAAGGAUCAGAAGCAGGAUGACGUUGCUCUGGCUGCAGACGUGUUGGAGUUGCUGUUGAAGCUGGUGCUUUUGAUCGGCCUGACCAUUGCUGUUUUUGGCUAUGCCUUUUCUCAGCUGGCUCUGGAUAUUUAUGGAGGUUCGAUGCUCAGCUCCGGAACAGGUCCAGACCUUCUGCGGUGCUACUCUUUGUAUGUCCUAUUUCUUGCUGUCAAUGGAGUAACAGAAUGUUUCACGUUUGCUCUGAUGUGCAAAGAGGAGGUGGACAGAUACAACUUUGUUAUGCUGGCCUUGUCCUUCAUGUUCCUGUGCAGCUCUUACUUCUUGACCCGCUGGCGUGGAAGCGUUGGCUUUAUCCUUGCCAACUGCUUUAAUAUGGGUAUUCGCAUUGCUCACAGCAUCCAUUAUAUCUAUGGUUACUUCAAGGAAAGCUCCUACAGGCCUUUGACAGGCUUGCUUCCCUCACCAUUCUUAAUACUGGCUUAUGUCAUAAGCGGAGGAAUUACUGUUUACUCAGAGGCACUGUUCUGCUGCGACAAGGGAUGGACGGCAAGGCUGAUUCACAUCAGCAUUGGGGCGCUGUGCUUUGCAGCUACCACCAUCACCAUGUUCUGCACGGAGACCAAGCUGGUCCGCUUUGUCAGAAGCCAGUUUCUCUCCCAGUAUAUGAAGAAAGGAAUGUGAAAUGCUCGUGGGCAGAAUAGUUCUUGUACAUGGUUGCAGUUGCAGAGGGUUGUAUUUUUUGCACAGGUCUGCGUGGAGAAAGGUUUCCACAUGAAUUUGUUGGAAGUAUUGGUAGUGACAGUAUAACUGGUUGCUGACUGAGCUAGUCCACACAGAUGAAGAGAGCCGAGUAAUUUUCUCUUCCUGCAUCGUUCUAUUUGAGCUUUUCUUCCAACGGCCUCUUUGGUGAUGAAGGUCUGUAAUGCACCUGAUGUAAUGCCUGACGUAAACCGAUGGCCAGAGUUACUGUGGGGAGCUCCCUUCUUACCAGCAGGGAGUCCACAUGUGAAGGCGUUGUAUGGCUUAACUAAGAUGUAACUAAGAGUGUCCUUAUUGAGCAUGGUGGGCUGUUGAAACUGUUAGAGAACAAAUAUUUUGACAUUGAAAAACGAAACCCCGAACCAAAAUCUGAAGCAAGGACCAAUCACAACGUAACAGCUACCAGAAGAGGACUUAAUGCAGUGCAGAAAAACUGUGUGAUCAGUGGCCUGAAGUGUAAAGCACUGAGCAGACAGUUCUGACACUUGCAGGGAAGCUACUGGAAUACAUUGCACGCGUCCAAGCCCAAGGUGGCUGUGUCAGUUUACUUCCUUCCACAUCAUUCCUGUAAUGAGAGCGUUGACCAGCCUGUCAGAAAUACUCUGAAGCUUUUAUCUGAACAGGAAUGCAGUGGGUUUUUGAGCAAUGCCUAACAACAGCUGUGACCUACAGUCACAUCAAAGCUGAGGUUCCAGAAGGUAGAGUUAAACAUGAUUGACUUCGCUCCUUUUCUGUUCCUAUCUGAGAUGAUCAGUGCGAUUAUGAGCAGAUUUCUCUCCAUGGAAUGCCUUGCUUUUCUGCAAAGUGGAAUGUUCUAUGUAUGUUGAGUAAGAUUUCUUUCUGGGUUUGUUUGUGUGGGAUCUCUUGCUUUUGGAUAAAACAAUGCUGCCUUCUGUUAAAAGAGAUUUGUCACCUG